AAUCCCUAAAACCCGUAAAACCUACAAAGCUUACUCGCAGCGAAGAGAGAGAAAGCUCGGCUCUCUCUAUCAAUGGCGGCAUCAGGCGGAGGCGUGGAGUGGCACGUGCGUCCCCCGAACCCUAAGAACCCAGUCGUCUUCUUCGACAUCACCAUCGGUACCAUCCCCGCUGGCCGCAUCAAGAUGGAGCUCUUCGCGGAUAUCGCCCCUAAAACCGCCGAGAAUUUCAGGCAACUCUGCACCGGCGAGUACAGAAAAGCUGGAUUGCCGGUUGGAUACAAGGGGUGCCAGUUCCACAGGGUCAUUAAGGAUUUUAUGAUUCAAGCUGGGGAUUUUCUCAAGGGAGAUGGUAGCGGAUGUGUUUCCAUUUAUGGACUUAAGUUUGAUGAUGAGAAUUUCGAUGCCAAACACACUGGUCCCGGACUCUUGUCAAUGGCAAAUAGUGGACCAAAUACCAAUGGGUGCCAGUUCUUUAUAACUUGCGCGAAAUGUGACUGGCUUGACAAUAAGCAUGUUGUUUUUGGGAGAGUACUUGGAGAUGGGCUUUUGGUUGUUAGGAAGAUUGAGAAUGUGGCUACGGGACCCAAUAAUCGCCCUAAACUAGCCUGUGUUAUUGCUGAAUGUGGGGAGAUGUAAAUCCCAAGUUUAGAAGGCAGCUCUGUAAGAAUUUAUGUAACCAAUAGAAUCUUAAUUCCUAGAAACAGAAACAUUCCAUUAGUUGAAAUCAAUAUUACUUUCCUGAGCAUGUUUACUACAUGUAAGAUUUGACUUCUUUUA
Molecule: messenger RNA, 777 nt
Organism: Rosa chinensis
Lineage: Eukaryota; Viridiplantae; Streptophyta; Magnoliopsida; Rosales; Rosaceae
Product: peptidyl-prolyl cis-trans isomerase CYP22
Exons: 7
Coding region: 73-636 (187 amino acids)
Biological process (GO): protein folding; protein peptidyl-prolyl isomerization
Cellular component (GO): intracellular membrane-bounded organelle
Molecular function (GO): peptidyl-prolyl cis-trans isomerase activity
Source: RefSeq, a predicted model, not a curated record